Molecule: messenger RNA, 1080 nt
Organism: Fusarium graminearum PH-1
Lineage: Eukaryota; Fungi; Ascomycota; Sordariomycetes; Hypocreales; Nectriaceae
Exons: 3
Coding region: 1-1080 (359 amino acids)
Source: RefSeq, a predicted model, not a curated record
AUGAGCGGAUUCGAAAUUGUUGGUGUCGUGCUCGGAGGCAUCCCUAUCGUUCUAGAGGCAUACAAUCGAUACCAGGCGGUUUCGACAACACUCACGAGCACUCUCUCGACCGUAACACAAGACGCGGAAAAGGCGAGGAGUUUGAUCUCCGGUGAUGGAAACUGGGAUGCUCUAGGCCUUGAAGGAUUGGACCUCACAAGGUUGGAGACUAUGCGAGACGCUUUGGAUAGCUGGAAGGACACUUUGGAUGUGAUCCAUGAUAGCCUACAAGCGAUCUGUUCUGAGAUUGAUAGUUUUCGUGUCUCGCCUUGCACGAAGCCGACUAAGAUUUUGUCCAUGGAAAUAUUGCGAAAACAGUUCAAACUAUUUGUCAAAAAAGACACUAUGCAGGAAGCCAUCGAGGACCUUCGGAAUUUCACUGCCGACUUUAAUCGAAUCACGUCUCAAAUAAUAGACGAACUGAAAGAUCCAGGACUUGGGAACUCGUCUUUAGAUCGAAUCUCAGCUCGUAUAAAGCCCAGCUGUUGGAAUAGCCUUAAGAUGUACCAGCAAAUAAGAGCGGCGUCGUCUAGCCUAUACGAAGCACUGGCACUAAGGUGGCCCUGUGCUUUGCACCAACGACACAUGGCUAGCAUUGCUUUCCAAGAAGGCUACAGAGCUCCUGAACUGGGAAAGGGCAUCAAAUUCGAAGCCGUUGUGACUCCGUCGGAAUCCGAGGCAUUCCCACUUUGGCUUGAGAUUGAGUGCAUCAAUGAUACAAGAACAUCCCAGCCCACCAUACCUUCUGUCACACAAUUAGAGGAUGAUAAGGCCUGGGUGACUGUUGUUGAUACGUUGAACAAGCAUUCGCAGGCUAUGGUUCUUGACUCGACGAAAGGAAAGCCUAAAAAGCUUACCAAACAACAAAUACCAUCUCAGAUGCCUAAAACACCGAAGGUAGCAAACGUUGUGCCAGUACAGAUACUUUCUUGGAACCCGAAAAUCCCGGAAAAACAAGAUACUGCAAACUCAGACGAGACCCCAUUGACCAACAUGGAAAUCAUCGGCGAUAUCUGUCACCACUUCCAGACAACCCACUAA